UCUUUGACAAAAAUCGUGCUGUGAGUUCUGGUGCCUACCGCGCAUGCGUCAACUCGCUGUGUACGGAAGAGCCGCAGCAGCGUGCUGUGCGGCGGAGCGGUGGAAAGAGAAAUGUUCAAGCACGUUUUUCUGACAGGACCUCCAGGUGUUGGAAAAACCACCCUGGUCCAGAGGGCCUGUGAAGCUCUAGUAUCAUCAGGAGUGGGAGUGGAAGGUUUUUACACAGAGGAGGUCAGGGAGGGAGGCCGGAGAGUUGGCUUUGAUGUUGUCACGGUGACAGGAGAGCGGGGCCACCUGUCCAGAAUCAGAGAUGUUGCCGGUUCGUCUCACAGCAGACGUGAAUACACAGUUGGGCAGUAUGUGGUUGACUUGCCUUCGUUUGAAAACCUGGCCCUCCCCCUCUUCAGAAAUGUAGGGUCAGCAGAUGGGGGCGGCAGGAAGGUGUUUGUCAUUGACGAGAUUGGCAAAAUGGAGCUCUUCAGCCAGUCGUUCAUCAGGUCGGUGAGACAGACUUUAGACAGCUCCUCCUGCACCAUACUGGGCACCAUCCCCAUCCCAAAGGGUAAACCACUGGGUCUCGUGGAAGAGGUGCGAGGCAGGAGAGAUGUCAAGGUCUUCACGGUGUCAAAGGAAAACAGAAAUAAUCUCCUGCAAGACAUUAUAGCUGCACUGCAAAAUUGUCUGAAGCAAACAUCCUAACAUGGAGAUUCAGAGCCACUAAAUUGGAGAAACCCUGCAGUUCGUGUGUGUUUUAGUGCUGACAGCAAGUUUUAUUUGUGUCAGUGCAUAUGCAGCACACAGACAGACUGUUGAGUGGAUCCAUGCACGCUACGUAUCAAGGUUGUGACCUAACCUGAAGGGCAAGCUGAGCCGCUGGAGGAGUUAGUGUGUCACAUGCAUGUAUUUAUAUACACUGUUCAUUUUUUUUUCUUCACAUACAGCCUUAAAAUGGAUUGCAUGCUGAAUAAUUGAUUGUGAGAUGGAAGAGAGCAGGGGAAUUGUUCAGUUAGUGUGUCAAUACCUUGUGCUCUCAGAGUCAAAUGCUGCUAGUCUGAAACAGCUCUUUUAUGUUUUUUAUUGAGCUGCUGGUUUUAGAUUUUAGAAACUAAAAAAAACUCCAGCUGGCAUUUCAUUAAUUUGUUCUUGAGGUUAAGUUGUGGUAUCUUCUUUUAUAAAGGGGCAAACAAAGCAGUGCCCCUAUUUAUUCCCUUGGUAGGUUGCUAUGUGAGCCUCCCUUGGGCUUGUCUUGUCAACCUGAGGAUGCGCUCAUUGAAAAUCAAUCAAUAUUUAACAGUGCAGCCAUGUCCAAUGCUUUCAUGGUUUAUUCAUCCACCUGAAUGAACAUACAAAUAGAAAAAUAAACAGCCUUUCAGCGAGG
Messenger RNA from Acanthopagrus latus (yellowfin seabream), 1378 nucleotides. RefSeq names its product nucleoside-triphosphatase, cancer-related (gene ntpcr). Gene Ontology annotation, molecular function: ATP hydrolysis activity. Bases 112 to 699 code for a protein of 195 amino acids. NCBI's taxonomy places the organism in Eukaryota, Metazoa, Chordata, Actinopteri, Spariformes, Sparidae. The record is from RefSeq and is a predicted model, not a curated record. The transcript has 5 exons.